CGAACAGUCAGACGGAGAUGGAGGAGAGAAAGAAAAGGCUCUCAGAAAGACAGACGGCAAUGGAAGGACAUCCUGGCCUGGACGGAGCUGCCCAGAGAUAAAUCCAGCAGGGAGAGGCCCAGAAAGACCAAGGCUCUGCUCAUCUGCUGUUAUCUUGGACACCAGAGCAGGUAAGAGACCCCAGGACCUCAAGUAAGCCUGUCCAAUCGAUGUGUAGGCUGCCUCCACCUCCACCUGACCACAGACCUAUGCUUCUCUGCCCAUACUAGCCCCAGCAAUGCUGAAAUCCUAGCUCCAUCCUCAAUAACAGACUUGAGAGUGCUGCUCCAAAGCUCUCAUCUUCAAGUCCUAACCCCUCCACUCUGCAGAGCCCAGACCUCCAGACCCUGAGGACUCGGAGGUCCCAAUUCCUUUCUAACUCAGGAACCAAGAGCUCAAGGCCUCUUAUCUCCUUUCACCCCUGUUAUCCAGCCCCUAGACCUUGCUCCCUCAAAAUUCUAGGCAUCUGAACUACCAGCCUUCUCCUCCCUACAGAACCAGGAGCCAGGAACCUCAGCCCCCUCACCCUGCAAGACCCAGGAAUCUGAACCCCCAGCAACUUUCUUAACCCAGAACCCAAACGUCUCCCUCCUCCCUCAAAUCCAUGAGUCCAGCCCUCAGCCCUUAGUAGCCUCCUGUAGUGUAAACAACUGCUGAGUCGAGGUGUCCCGGGGGACCUCGGAGAGGAAGGAGAUCCCACGUCCCCUCUAAGGCCUGACACCCUCCAAAGUCGAAGUCGAGGAGAUCUGGGAGCCUGGAGAGGUAUCGUUCUUUCCCAAUUUUUCUAGGACCCCUCGAUGAAACAGAUAAGGAGAUUAACUACGACUCCCAAGAAGCCCCGCGCCUCAGUCUCCCUUGGCUACCGCGGCCACCGCCCCACAGCCUCCAAGGGACUUGCGAUUGGGUUCUCCUCCCAUCCCUGGCGCCAAACUGGGCCCCGGUCGGACGCGGUCCACCUGCGGGCCAGUGGGCGUGACCUCCAGGAGUGGGCGGGGCUCCUGGGAGCCUUCGGCCUUAACCCCUUCCUUCCCGCUCCCCCUCGCAGCUAUAGGUAUCUCCCAGAGCUAUGAAAUCGUUCAGCCGGAUCCUCUUCCUCGUCUUCCUCCUCGCCGGCCUGAGGUCCAAGGCCGCUCCCUCAGCCCCUCCGCCUUUGCGCUCUGGCUUUCCGGACUUGGCCCACCCCUCUGAGACCUCCCCUCCGAAGAGUCCUUCUGAAAAUCCCACACGAGAUCGCCUUAACCCAGAAUUUCCUGGGACUCCUUACUCUGAACCUUUCAAGCCACCUCAUACAGUUUCCCUGGAAACCUUCCCACUUGGCUUCACUGAGACCCCCAACCCUGACCGCCGGGAAACCCCGCACCCACAGUCUCCUGAAACGCCCAAAGCUGACUCACUCACAGCGUCAAUAUCAGAAUCCCUGGAUAUCCCCAAAACCAACCUCUCCAAAAUGACACACCUAGAUUCUUCUGAGACCCCCACUCCUGGCCCAACGGAAAUACCACGCCCAGGGUCCCCUGAGACCCCCAAACCUAACUUCUCCAAACCUUCACGCCCAGAAUUUCCUGAGACCCCAAACACUGACCUUAUGCAAACUGUACCCCAAGAAUCCCCAGAAAUUCCCCAACUUAAUGCAACUGAAAUCUCACAGGCAGAAAUCUCUGAGACCUCAAACACUGGCCCUACCAAGACCCCUGACCCCAAAUCUCCGGAAACCCAUGACCUCAACUCCACUGAGUCCCCAAACUCUGAAUUUCUGCAAGCUCUCCAUCCUGACCCUUCUAAAAGCCCCCACCCAGAAUCCCAUGUAACCCACAAUCCCAGCCCCACCGAAAUUUCCCAAACAGAAUUCCCCACAACCUACUACCAAAAUGCAACAGAUGUCCCCAGGACCUCCGACCCUCAAAUCUCCACUAGUCUCUACCCAGAAACACCUGCGCCCUUCAAGGAUGAAGCCACUGCUCUAAAUGAGCUGUCGCUGAAUCCCAAACCAGAAAGCCCUGCAGCCAUCCAGCCCGACUCCCCAAAAUUACCCACUUCAGAUUCUCCAGGAAUGGUUGAGCUGAAGGACCCCCAGCACUCUGGCCCUAAGGAGUCCAACGCGCCUCCUCCCUCAGCCCGGAUUGUAGGUCCCCCUGCUCUUCCAGGGCCCCCCAAUCAGUUGGCCCCUGCCACUCUGCGGGCACCCCAGAGGCACAGCCCAGGUGAAGGAGUCAACACUAUCAUCGUGGUGGAGAGAGUGAAGGAGACCGGCGUGACUCUGGUGGGGCGACCACAUGGAGCAGCAGGCGGGGCCCUCUGCCUGUUCCUCGCGGGAACCGCGCUGCUGAUAGGCAUCUUUGUGCUGCUGUGGUGUCUCCACCGCCGGGCAGCUCGACACCGGCCCUUCGCACAUCACCGGCUUCCGGACGACGGAGAUGAACCAGUUCUGCAUUUGGACGCCCCGAAAGACCCCUACGACCUCUACUUUUAUGCACCGGAUACCUGGGUCCCUUCCCACAUCGCCACCAAGCAGCCCCCGCCCACACCUCCGCUGCCACCAAAGCUGCCCCCGCCGCCCCGCGUGGGUCGCCCGCAGUGUCUGGAGGCCUUAUCCCCAACCACGCUCCCCAACAACUUCGUGUAAGCCCCACCGAGUCCUGCCGGACCUGCACAUCCCCGCAGUGAGGGAAAACCCUGCUCUCCUGGCAUGCUUAGCUACCCAGUAGUCCUCUAGAUAAAGGGUCUAAUAUACA
Molecule: messenger RNA, 2771 nt
Organism: Macaca mulatta (Rhesus monkey)
Lineage: Eukaryota; Metazoa; Chordata; Mammalia; Primates; Cercopithecidae
Source: RefSeq, a predicted model, not a curated record